CUGGACGAACGAUGCAAACGAGAGGCCACGACGUUGCCAGAUUUCCCAACCCGACCCGGCAUCCUCCACUUUGCAACAGCCCAAGACCAGCGAGCCUCUGAUUAGCUACCGAUGGACGUCUCCAUGCAAUUCGCCUGACGGCUUCUGGACGGCUAGACAGCCACCGCCAUGCUCUUGCUCACCGACUUGAGCUUCAACAGCUGGACUGGAGAGUGCCUCGAGCAAGCUGGGUUUCUGGUCUCGUUGCUUUUUUGGCUUGGAGACUAUUUGCUGCUUUUGUCUUCAGCCGCACCCCCUCCCCUGCUCUGUGUGCUGGUUUGUGUUUCCUUUCCUUUCUUUUUUUUAUUUAUUAAUUUUUUCCCCAUCUUUUUCCUUUUUUUCUCUUAUUCCACGCCUUCCAUUUCUCCCAGUUUCCCAGUUUCACCCUUCUUCCUUUUGAUGCUGCCCUAACUUGACCUGGCUUGGUCUGGGUCAGUCCGUCGUCAGUAUUAUUCCGGACACUGUCCUCAGCGAGCCGUCCUCCCUCCUCAAUC
This is a messenger RNA of Trichoderma harzianum CBS 226.95, 533 nucleotides long. RefSeq lists its product as hypothetical. Lineage: Eukaryota; Fungi; Ascomycota; Sordariomycetes; Hypocreales; Hypocreaceae. The record is from RefSeq and is a predicted model, not a curated record. The coding region runs from base 169 to 450 and encodes 93 amino acids. The transcript has a single exon.